ACAAAACCCACCUCUCUCCUUUCACCAUCUCCAUUCAUCCGCCCAAGCACACCUAGAUAGCAAGAGGAAGCUCUGCAACUCACCAUUUUCACACCCAAAUUCAAGCUCAAGCUAUAGUGGUCCAAAGAGGAGGAUUUAAGAAGGAAAAAGUUAGGAAAAGUGUGAAGCAUUAAGAUAGGAAGACUAUCCCCUUGAGCUAUGGUCCAGACUCUGAAGGAAGGACUGUCAAAAUUUUAUCUUUAACUACUGCCGAACGGACCUUUGGGAAUCUAGUGGUUGAUAAUGAAGGUAUGUCUCCCACUCCUGACCAUUCUCGGUCCGUUGGAUUAAGGCGCUCUCGCCGUAAUAUUCAGAACGUCCUUGACGAUGCCCAAGAUUCACGCGCGGUCUCUGUAGAUGAUUCAGACCAUGAAUCAGAAACUUCGAGGGGUGGAGGUGAAAAUGCAAGUGCUUUCGUUCCUCUUCAGAUGGUGUUUCCCGGUGGUCAGGAUUCCUGUUCUCUUCCAGCAAAACGUUCUGCACAACACGCUGCUGUUUCUUCGUCUAACACACGGCCGAUACCUUCUGAUUACGACCUUCUUAACAUGGUUUCAAGAAAGAAGAAAGUCCCAUCUAAGUUGGCCUCUGGUUGUUCCAAAACUCCACAAUGCCCAAAUACAGAAAUGAAAUCUGCUCCUCCUCGUCCAGUGAGUGCCACCACCAAUCCUGACUCUGGUGAGAAGAUGAAUGCUUCUUUCUCUCGUGACUUUUGUUGUUUGAAGGAUGCUCUUGUGAUGGGAAGUGAAAUGCCUCAAGUCCUGCUCUCCUCCUCAUCUGUUGUAUUCAAGGAUGUGUCCUCAGCUGGCCUGGCAUUGGCUUCCUCGGCUUUUGCUUUCCAGAGUGUUCAAGCUAGCCUUGUUGCUGCAGAAAGGUUGGUUCUGCUGGAAAAGGCUGUGGACGAAUUAAAAAGAAAGGAGAAAAGUUUUCACGCUCGUGCUGACGUUGAUGCUCGAACGAUCCAAAGUCUCCGUAGUGAUAAUUCGAUGUUAACAACUCAAAUUUCAACUUUAAAAACCCGUAUUAAGUCGUUGGAGGCGUAUGGGAGGAAAAAGAAACAAGAGGUUACUGACGCGGCCUGUUUUUAUGCUUGGAAAACCAGAGGUGAACUGAUGACUUCAUUCCUCGCAGGCGAGAUGUCAAACUGGACUGCGGAACAGGACGUUGCUACCUGGUUAAAGCUUCAAGAUGAGAUGGAUCCCCCGAUUGGAGAAGACGGUUUUGACGUAGGCCAGUCCGAUAACGAGGCUGAAUCCAGACGCUCCUGAGAUAACUAACUGCACCCCUUCCCCUUUACUUUCUCGUCUUUAAACAUUUGCUUUUGCUUCCAAGACUCACUCUGCCAUUAUUGCCCCUGCAUCAUGGUUUCCUGUUAGAAAUUUUAAUAUUUUCCUGUGGAUUUAUGGAUAUUGUGCUUGGUGGUUUAUCCAAGCCAAAUCCAUGUUGUUUGGUGAUUCCGUUGCUACUCCUUUUGGUCACCUGACUUACGUUUAUGUUGACGUGUGUGUUGUUAUAUAUGUCGUUUUCGUAUGUAACCUGCCAUGUGUGCGUAGAGGAAUAUAUAUGUGUUUUAUGUUUUGGCC
Messenger RNA from Cuscuta europaea, 1619 nucleotides. The record is from the annotation of a GenBank genome assembly. Lineage: Eukaryota; Viridiplantae; Streptophyta; Magnoliopsida; Solanales; Convolvulaceae.